Sclerotinia sclerotiorum 1980 UF-70 is the source of this 1506-nucleotide messenger RNA. RefSeq lists its product as hypothetical. Gene Ontology annotation, cellular component: mitochondrial outer membrane. The transcript has 3 exons. Gene Ontology annotation, biological process: cyclic threonylcarbamoyladenosine biosynthetic process. The coding region runs from base 1 to 1506 and encodes 501 amino acids. Gene Ontology annotation, molecular function: ubiquitin-like modifier activating enzyme activity; tRNA threonylcarbamoyladenosine dehydratase activity. Lineage: Eukaryota; Fungi; Ascomycota; Leotiomycetes; Helotiales; Sclerotiniaceae. The record is from RefSeq and is a predicted model, not a curated record.
AUGUCGAAUUUGAUCAAUCGCGUGGGCAGCUCUUCACAAGCGCAAUUUACAGCUACUGCGCUUGUGUCUGGUGCGGUGGUAGCAGGUGCAAUUUUCAGUUAUCAGGCUUUGAGGAGGCAAGAAAAAGUGGAAGAUUUGAAGAGCUCAAUACCUAGUUUGGGACGAGAUCAUCAUGCUGAUUUGCUUACGGAUAUGGGGAUCGCGCCUAAGGGUAUGGGCAUAAGUAAAGAAGAUGAGAGAGGUGCUGCAUUGGCGGAGAGAGCGAGAAGAGGGGAUUACGAUGAUGAACAAUUAGCCCGGAAUCGAGUAUUUUUGAAAGAUGAUGGACUACAAAAGUUGCGCUCGGCAUUUGUCGUUGUGGUUGGUUGUGGAGGCGUUGGAUCGCAUUGCACGGCAGCUCUUGCGCGUUCAGGAGUUUCGCAUAUACGUCUCAUUGAUUUCGACCAAGUUACCCUCUCGUCCCUCAAUCGACAUGCUGUCGCAACACUCGCAGAUGUUGGCACACCGAAAGUAGGAUGUUUGAAGAAUCGUCUACAACAAAUCGCGCCAUGGGUAAAUUUCGAUUUGAGAAAUGAACUUUUCCAUGCCAAAGCAGCGGACUCUUUACUUGCAGAAUGGAACGGUAGAAAGCCGGAUUAUAUUGUGGAUGCUAUUGAUAAUAUAGAUAGUAAGGUGGAAUUGCUGGAAUAUUGUUACAGAAACAACCUACCAGUGAUUUCAUCCAUGGGCGCAGGAUGCAAAUCCGACCCUACCAGAGUCUUUGUUGGAGAUAUCUCUGCUAGCACAGAUGAUCCCCUCUCCCGUUCCACUCGAAGAAGACUUCGUCUAUUAGGUAUUACAUCCGGUAUCAACGUGGUAUAUUCAACAGAAAAGCCCGGACCAGGAAAAGCGCAACUUUUGCCCUUACCUGAGGAGGAAUUCAAGAAAGGUUCAGUUGGCGACUUGGGUGUGUUGCCCGAUUUCCGCGUUCGAAUUUUGCCUGUUUUAGGCACUAUGCCCGCUGUCUUCGGAUAUGUAGUUGCCAAUCAUUUGAUCCUUCAAAUCACAGGUUAUCCAUGCGAAUACGUACCCGCGAAAGGUCGAGAAAAGAUGUAUGAUGGAAUACUGGCUCAAUUGCAAGGCUUUGAAGAAAAACUCGCUCGGGCAACUACCGCAAAUGAAGAUGCACAAGGAUUGAAAGUCCCAUUAACAUCGGCGGAUGUGGGAUACAUAGUUGAGGAAGUGUAUAAGGGAAAGUCAGCACUGAGUGGGAUAUCAACCAGAUUAGCGUUGACGAGAUGGAGGAAACCUGAGGAGGGAAGUACACUGGAUGCAAGUGUCGAGGGUCAGAAGACGAGUACAGUUAGAGCCAGAGAUUUGGUGUGUAUGACGAGGGAAGAGGCAACAAAACACGAGAAGCUGGUUUUUAAGGAAGGCAAGAAAUUGGAGGAAGUUUAUGAUAGUGAGACGAUAGAGAAGGUCGAGGCGCGGAUUAGGGAGGAAAUUGGGUAUGAGAAGUAUAGAUGA